UGCCUCCCAUUGGGUCCCACUGGGUGCCAUUGGUUCCCACUGAUUCUCUUCUCACUCUCUCUCUGCUGUCACCGCAGGCCCAGGUGGUGGCCAACAACGACGAGAAGAGGAGCUUCUCUGUCACCUACGUCCCCAAAGUGGCGGGGCUGCACAAGGUGACGGUGCUGUUUGGGGGGCAGAACAUCUCCGGGAGCCCCUUUGGGGUGAACGUGGCGAUGGCGCACGGCGAUGCCAGCAAAGUGUCGGCGCGCGGCCCCGGCAUCGAGCCCAGCGGCAACGUGGCCACCAAGGCCACCUACUUCGACAUCUACACUGCAGGUGGGCGCGGCGCCUCGG
Messenger RNA from Meleagris gallopavo (turkey), 336 nucleotides. The record is from RefSeq and is a predicted model, not a curated record. Lineage: Eukaryota; Metazoa; Chordata; Aves; Galliformes; Phasianidae.